Messenger RNA from Haliotis rubra (blacklip abalone), 2713 nucleotides. Its product is annotated as sodium-dependent glucose transporter 1-like. The transcript has 4 exons. Bases 33 to 1325 code for a protein of 430 amino acids. The record is from RefSeq and is a predicted model, not a curated record. Lineage: Eukaryota; Metazoa; Mollusca; Gastropoda; Lepetellida; Haliotidae.
GGGACAGCUGCGGAUACAGUCUCAGUCUCAAGAUGGAAGACCGGAAGACCCGCAUCUUUGAGACGAUAUGGUUGUUCUGGGCGUUUCACCUGGUGGGGUUUGUGAAUGGCAUCAUUGGCCCGACUCUCCUGGACUUGCAACAGUUUGUCCACGCGACCUGGACCCAGAUGACCUACAUAUUCUUUCUCCAAGGAGCUGGCUUUAUAGUCGGAAUUCUGCUGGCUUUCGGCCUUGAGCGGUGUUUGAGUACCAGACUUGUCAUGACGGGAUCACUCCUGCUUGGCUGUAUGGUGAACUUUGCCCUUCCAUGGGGCACCGUGUUUUACUAUCUUGCCAUAAUGUUCUUUAUCAUGGGUGUGGCCAAAGGACUGGUGGACUACGCGGCAAUGUCCAUCUCGAACCAGCUAUGGCCAGGUGAAAAGGGAGCUCCCUUCCAGUUCGUGACCCUGGGGGCGGGAAUUGGUUCGUUCUUGGCACCCUUCAUAGCCACGCCCUUUCUCGCUAACGGACCGUCCGCGGGGGAUAUGUUCUCAAUCGAAAUCAACAACCAUACCAGUCAGCCACUUGUCUGCAUAGAAGGAGACCAGUCUCAAUGCAAUACCGAAUCACAUGUACAAUAUGCAUACGUUUGCAUAGGGAUAUUAAGUAUACCACCGGUUUUUGCGUUUGCGCACUAUCACCGGAAGAGGUGGUCUGAACCGCUGAUAACCUACGAAGAGUUUCAACAUACUGAAAGAGGAAGUUAUUCCACACGACAUUACAUAUUUUUCGCUCUCUUGUUUCUGUUCCACAUUCCCGUAUUCGGCAUUAUGUUGGCGUACGGUGACCUCUUGACCCCUUACGGCGUCACCAUCGGCCUUCACUUUUCAAAAUCGCACAUGGCAAUAAUGACGUCUGUUUUCUGGGGAUGUUUCCUGCUUGGAAGACUAAUCAAUCUAUGUUUUUCAGGCUGUCUUUCAAAUUUCGUUCUCAUAUGUCUUAAUUUCGUAGGAUUGGUGAUUGCAUGUGGAGUGUUGAUAGGGCUGGGCGAUAAGUAUGAAGUAGGACUGUGGAUGGGAACAGCGGCCCUAGGAAUAUUUACCUCCCCUUACCUUCCCAUGGUCCUCGCAUGGAGCGCCAACUACGUCCAGUUAACAGGGGGGAUAAUCACUGCAUGUUUAGUUGCCAGUGGAGUAGGGGAGAUAAUCGUGCCCUUCAUUACAGGGCAGUGUUUUGUUGCUUACACCCCAAAGGUCCUUAUGUAUUUCAUAAGUGGGACAGUUGCUUAUGAAAUAGUGACAUUCCUGUUUUUGGUCGUCUGUUCUCGGGGACUCAGCAAAAGCUAGUAUCCUUAUGACAUGUUCUGUGAUAGAAGUAUGAAAAUUUAACUGGACUCGUGACAUGAACUUUGUACAUCGGGAAUUUCCCCUGUGGUAUAUACGUCGUGAUGUAUGUAUGUAUUGAUUUUAUGAUUUCCAUUGAUACAGUAUACACGUGUAAAAUAAGUAAGAGAUUACAUGAUAUGUUCGAUGACAUUUCAGGAGCUACAAAAACCUACUUAAAAGACUUUAUUGUCACAGUCAUGUUACACUGAAGUGGACAAAUGCCAUGUUUCAUUCACGUCAAUGUCUGACAAUGUUUACUACAAGUGACAUUUUUAAUUCUUGCAGUACCCUGUCCCGCAUACUGACAAACUGAACUGCAUGACGGGUCCAACCUCUUUCUCAUAAGGGGCGGCGGGGUAGCCUAGUGAUUCGAUUCAACACAUGGGUACAAUGUGUGAAGCCCAUUUCGGGGUUCCACUCCGUGAUAUUGCUGGAAUAUUGCUAAAAGCUGCGUAAAACUAAACUCACUCACUUUCUCACUAAAUGCAAUUACCUAAUUUGAGCACCAUAUGUCCGUGUUUUAUCAGAUGAACAAUUGACUUGUCUUUGCAUGUGUUUGUAACGAAAGCCACCGAUGAGACAGGAUACGAUCACCUACUCCACAAAGGCCUGGUGUCAUCACUAUUACUAUUAAAGUUUAAACCCCUAGUCUAGUCGAGUCGUUCAAUGGACUCAGCUUUAAGCAGACAUUUCUUAUAGGGUUCUUGAGAGAGAUACAUUUCUUAUGAUUAUGAAAUUUAUUUUCCACUUUUUUAAACAGUUUCUAGGUGCAUAAUCCAAACUGACCCUUCAAACACCAGAAGGGACAGUCGUUUUCAUCUCUGUACAGUAAGACUCUAGCUUGGUCAAGGUAAUGGAGAGUGUCACAAUGUCACCUGGGUUACCCUGUUGAAGCUAUGUCGUCUAUGCCCGAGGCCUCUCAAAAGUAAUAAUAAUGUUAAUGAUGAUCAGCAUCACACACAUUCCUUUUGGGGUGCAGAAAAAUCCAGCUCUUCUAGACACCUCUUUCGCUGAGGUUACUAAACAAUAAGGUCUAGAAUUGAUAAAUGUAUGGUAAUCAAAAUCGGUCACAUGGUCCAAAAUGUGGAUGACAUUAUAUAUAGUGGCCCACAGUUUCUAUUUUGUGUCUGUGUGUUAUCAUGAAAUAUUUACAGUUUACUCGUUUCAGCAACAUUACUUUUCAAAUGAGUUAACUUUGCAAUUUGUUGAUGGAACUGGCCAUUAUGUUAUAUUUAACAGUUAUGUUAGUUUGUUGUGUGUUGAUAUAUCUGUGAUGAGUGAUGUCAUACCCAUGUUGUAUGAUUACUGUAUGCACGUUUCUGUUGAUAUAAAUCUGUUCAGGAGAACAA